GGCGAGGUGGGCCAUUUGGAAAAACGAGCCGAGAGAGAGAGAGAACCAUCGAAGGUUUGCGGUUCAAUGCAUGUUUUCUUCAUGCAAAAAAUGACUCGUGCCAUACCGUAACCGCAGGAAGAAAAGUGGUGUGUUUGUUGUUCAACGAGCGGCUUAGUUCCCUGGGCUGGUCGAAGCUGUGGCUUCCUUAAUUGGCUUUGAUGGUAUGGAUGGACAGGUCGCCUGAGAACAACAAAACAAGGUGAGGUUCACAACACGAUGGAGUGAGCAGCCCCCUUGCUUCAUGUUGAUUGUCAGUGAAGCUCGCCAUGAACGGAUACAGUUCUUCAAAUUACCCUGUCGGAGGGCUGGGGGCCUACUCCUCACCCACCAAUGGAUUUGGCUCCCAGACUCCUGAGCGCUCCGGCAUGGACACGGCCUCCACGAAGAGCAGUGCAAAGGCCUUGUACGGGACGGACGGGCUGUACUUCUUCAGAUCAUCGUCCAAACAUAGAAAAAAAGAGAUAAGGAAGAGCUAUGCGAGGAGCAGCCUUUCCAGCUUGUCGGAGACCUCGCAGUACCGGGUUGAGCACUUGACCACCUUUGUGAUGGACCGCAAGGAGGCCAUGGUGACCAUGGAGGACGGGCUCCGGAAGCUGAAGCUGCUGGACGCCAAGGGGAAGGUGUGGACCCAGGACAUGCUGCUGCAGGUGAACGACAAGGCGGUCAGCCUCAUCGACGUGGAGACAACGAAUGAGCUGGAGCUCUUUCCCCUGAGCACGAUCCAGCACUGCCAGUCUGUGAUGAACGCCUGCAGCUACGACUCCAUCUUGGCGCUGGUGUGUAAAGAAGCAGGCCAGGCCAAGCCAGACCUGCAUCUCUUCCAGUGCGAUGAGAUCAAGGCGAACCUGAUCCAGUCGGAUAUCGAAAGCGCGAUCAGUGACAACAAAGGAGGCAAGCAGAAGAGAAGGCCGGACACACUCAGGAUGAUUUUGAAGAGUGGCAGCACCAUCCCUCCGCCCCCCUCUGCCCCGGCCCCAGUCCCCCCUGCCACUGUCACGCAGGUGGAUGUGAAGAGCAGGGUGGCAGUCUGGUCAGCCUGGGCAACUUCUGAGAACCAAGACUGUGAUAAGCAGAGGAUGGUUCUGGAGCACGAGGAGACCCUGGAGAUGUUGGGAGAGCACGUGGACUGUGACGUGCAAAUUUUAAACCAUCUUUUGGAAGACAUUGAGUAUUUUGUUACCAAACUUCAGAAAUCUGCUGAAGCGUUUUCUGAACUGUCAAAGAGGAAGAAAUCCAAGAAAAGUAAAAAGAAGGGGCCGGGAGAGGGAGUCCUGACUCUUCGGGCGAAGCCACCGACUCGGGAACAGUUUGUCGACUGUUUCCAGAAGUUCAAGCAUGCCUUCAACAUGCUGGGCAAAUUACGAACCCACAUUCAGAACCCAAGUGCCCCCGAUCUGAUCCACUUCCUGUUCACACCACUCAAAAUGGUGAUCCAGACCACUGGGGGGAUAGAACUGGCCAGCAGCGUCCUCAGCCCCUUGCUAACGAGAGACUCCAUCGACUUCCUGCACUCCUGCCUCACACCGGGGGAAAGACAGCUGUGGGUGUCACUCGGUGAUGCCUGGAUCAAACCAAGGAGCGACUGGCCCAAGGACCACUACAUCCCCACCUACGUGCCUCGCUUCCGCAAAGGCUGGGAGCCGCCCCUGCUGAACUUCAUGGGGAGCCCACAGGAGCAGGACCUCCACCAGCUGGCAGAGUCUGUGAGCCAGGCUGCUGAGCACCCCAGAGAGGAGCAUCGCAGGCUGUCGCUUGAGCAACCCAGUGUCCAGGACUUCCCUCCAACCGAUGGGUAUGCAUUCAGUAACACAGCUUUCAAACACGGGCCUCCCCUGGACCAGGAGUCAGCUGUGGCUGCCUUUAAAAAUUACGAAGCCCAGGGGAAACCUCAACCAAACAACUUUGCCAAAUCCAAGUAUGACUUUGUAGCGAGAAAUGGCACUGAACUCUCUGUGGUGAAGGAUGAAAUCUUAGAGGUGCUUGACGACAGGAAGCAGUGGUGGAAGGUUAAAAAUGCAAGCGGUGCUUCUGGAUAUGUGCCAAACAACAUCCUGGAAAUUACCAGAGCAAACCAGGAGCUGGGGGUCGGGAGAGCAGACCCACUGUACAGUCACACCAUCCAGCAAUUGCUCGGAGAGUUAUCAGAGAAACAGAAAACAGACUAUGUCCCGAAACAGCUGAACCCCAUCCCCCCAGCCCCGUCUCCGCCGCCGGCCCCAGCUCCAUUCCCCACCCCUCCCCUGGUGCCCGGGACCUUCACUGGGGGGUGGCGCCCCCCUUCCACCUCCCCUGCCAACGUGAGCCGACAGAACAGUAGUAACUCAAGCGACAGCGGGAGCGUGGUGCUGAGAGACAGCCAGCGGGACAGGCAGCUCCCAGCCAACCGCAGGAAGUCUCACAUGGAGGAGGUGCAGGACGAGCUUAUGCACAGGCUGACGAUCGGGCGCAGCGGGGCCCCCAAGAAGAUCCAGGGGCCCCUAAGAGGCAGCAGCAGUGCGGGGGGGCUGGGGGUCGACCUCUCGUACAGCUCCCCCCCGGAGGAGGUGAAGGCCUGGCUGCAGGCAAAGGGAUUCAGCCCUGUGACCAUCACCAGUCUGGGAGUGCUGACGGGGGCCCAGCUCUUCUCUCUCAACAAGGACGAGCUGCGGACGGUGUGUCCAGACGACGGGGGUCGAGUCUACAGCCAGGUCACCGUGCAGAAGGCAGCUCUGGAGGCUUCGGGCGGGUCAUCGGAGCUGCAGGAGAUCAUGCGGAGACGACAAGAGAAGCUCAGCUCAGUGGCCUGUGACUCCGGGGUGGAGUCCUUCGACGAGGGAAGUGGUCACUAGAGAGCCUUGCAUUAACCUUCCCUUCCUGUGCGUUGUUUUAGGACGCGGUAGACGGGACGGCCGCUUUCACUGAGAUCAUGCGCCGGCGACAAGAGCUCCUGGAUCAGUGACACCCGUAUCAUAGACCAGAGACACACGCUGUACCACCACACGCUGUAGCAUGCCGUCAUAGACCAGAGACACACGCUGUACCACCACACUGCAGCAUGCCAUCAUAGACUAUAGACACACGCUGUACCACCACACUGCAGCUUGCCGUCAUAGACCAGAAAGGCACGCUGCAGCUUACCUAGAGAGAAAAUUCUGAAUAGUUUUUUCAUUUUAGAAAUUGAACAGAGCUGUACUAAAGAACAGCCGGGAUUGUAACAAACAUUUUCAAACAGCUGUAGGUUCUUUGAAUUUGUCACAGAAUGUGCACUUUGCAUGUUUCAGUUUGAAUAGAAGGUGCUGGAUAGCGAGGCUGACUCCCAUUCUUCAUCCCUCAUACACAUUAGGAGAGAUUAAAGCUGUAUUGUGCCGAGUGUGGACGGGGGGCGGGGCGGGGUGCAUACAUACUCUGGCUGAAGACUUUUGUCCAAAUUACAGAAAUAGAAGCACACGU
Messenger RNA from Polyodon spathula (Mississippi paddlefish), 3471 nucleotides. Its product is annotated as epidermal growth factor receptor kinase substrate 8-like. The record is from RefSeq and is a predicted model, not a curated record. Gene Ontology annotation, molecular function: actin binding. Bases 309 to 2870 code for a protein of 853 amino acids. Gene Ontology annotation, biological process: Rho protein signal transduction; regulation of Rho protein signal transduction; positive regulation of ruffle assembly. Gene Ontology annotation, cellular component: plasma membrane; vesicle; ruffle membrane. Lineage: Eukaryota; Metazoa; Chordata; Actinopteri; Acipenseriformes; Polyodontidae. The transcript is spliced from 26 exons.